Messenger RNA from Megalopta genalis, 1048 nucleotides. RefSeq names its product RNA pseudouridylate synthase domain-containing protein 1. Gene Ontology annotation, molecular function: RNA binding; pseudouridine synthase activity. Lineage: Eukaryota; Metazoa; Arthropoda; Insecta; Hymenoptera; Halictidae. The record is from RefSeq and is a predicted model, not a curated record. Gene Ontology annotation, biological process: enzyme-directed rRNA pseudouridine synthesis.
UUGUUGUUUACUGCAUUUCAUAAACUUUUCGGAGAACAACGUUACUCAUAACAUAUAAAUUUCAUUGGAAAAUACAGUACAUAUCUUGAUUUAUUGCAAAUGCUGUAGAAUAUGAAAUUUUUUAAAUUAAAUAUUUUAUAGGAAAGCAAUAUUUCACAAUAUGAAUAUAAAUGAAAUACUAUAUAAUUGUAGCAUGCUCAUUGUCAAAUUAACUCAAUUGAUACUAUAUGGUUUAAAAUUACACUUCAAAGAAUUCAUAAAAUGUAGGCACAAAAACAAUGUAAAUAUAUUGCAUCACAGUGAAAAUUUUUUGGUAGUAUCUAAACCAUACGAUAUGUAUAUCAAUAGUAAUAAUCCUGAGAAAAAGAACACGCUUCAGUGUGAAAUAAAAAAAAUUUUACCAAAUCUGGCUAAUCCAAGCUUAUUCCAUGAAUUUCAUUUUGUACAUAGAUUGGAUUAUGUGACCAGUGGUAUUAUAUGCGUAGCAUUAAAUAAAAAGGCAGCGCGAGCUGCUUCUAAUGCAUUUGAAACACGAACAGCAAAAAAAUUUUAUUUAGCAUUGCUUCAUGGCCAUAUUAAUGAACCUCAUCUUAUUAUAGACAAAGCAAUUGGAGUUGAUGUUAGGGAAAAAAUGGGAAAUCAUAAGAUGUGCAUUAAUGAUAAUGAUUAUUGUGAAAAACCACGUAAAUCUUGUACAAUACUUAUUGUAUUAGAACGUGGUUUCAGAAAUGGAAAACCAGCCACUAAAGUGCUAUUAUGCCCAGAGACUGGUAGGCGCCACCAAUUAAGAGUACAUUGUUCAUAUAUUGGUCAUACAGUGAUAGGAGACUAUACUUAUAGCGAAAGAAAAGAUAUAGAACCUUAUAGAACAUUUCUACAUUCCUUCAGGUAUUAUGAUUUACACAUUUGUUUCACAUAAUGUAUUGUCAGCAAUGAUAUCUGUUUCUUCUUUAAGGUUGAUACUAAAUAAUGAUGUUGAAAACUUAGAUGUAAAGAGUAGAGAUCCAUUUCAAGCUUCUGACUCAAGAAACCAAUGGUCACCAACAAA